GAGGGCCUUGAGGGCGGCUUGGGCGGCUGGGCUGAUGACUUCUUCUUCGUCACCCUUGUCUUCGCCCUUGUCGCUGGAGCUGCUGCUGCUGCUGGACUUCUUCUUGUCGGCAACAUCCUUAAGCUUGUCUUCGAGGUCUUCUAA
Messenger RNA from Trichomonas vaginalis G3, 144 nucleotides. RefSeq lists its product as uncharacterized. The transcript has a single exon. NCBI's taxonomy places the organism in Eukaryota, Parabasalia, Trichomonadida, Trichomonadidae. The record is from RefSeq and is a predicted model, not a curated record. The annotation marks the transcript as partial.